AAUAUAAAGUUUUUGGUCGAGAGGAAGAUAUGGAGAAGAUUGUUGGAUGGUUGCUAUCAGACAAAACUCAAUGUCCCAGUGACAAUGACAAUAAGUUCUUAGUGCUACCCAUAGUCGGCAUGGGUGGAGUUGGGAAGACGACCCUUGCUCAACUUGUUUAUAAUGAUGUGAAAUUUAAGAAGCAUUUUCAUUUGAAAGCUUGGGUCUGUGUAUCAGAGGAUUUUGAUGUGGUGAGGUUAACCAAAGAAAUUCUCGAGUCAAUCACUAGGUCAUCCCCUCCUCCUAAUUCACUAGACCUACUACAGGUGAAACUUCAAGAAGCAUUAAGGGAGAAAAGAUUCUUAUUGGUCUUGGAUGACAUGUGGAAUGAGAACUACGAGAGAUGGGAUGCCUUCAGCACCGCUUUUGCAUUCGGUACACCAGGAAGCAAGAUAUUGGUUACAACAUGGAACAAAGGUGAUGCAUCAAUUGUACGCACUGUUCCGAACGAUCAUUGUCUAAAAGUUCUGUUAGACGAGGCUUGUUUUGCAUUGCUUAGAAGGCAUGCUUUCAUGGAAGAAAAUACCUCUAAUAUAAAUAAAAAGAUGGAAUUAUUUGGGCAAGAAAUUGUGAAGAAAUGUAAGGGUUUACCUUUGGCAGUAAAGACACUUGCUAGCCUCUUGCGGGAUAAAAGAGAGAGUAAUCAAUGGAAAGCUAUUUUGGAGAAUGAAAUACAGGAUUUAAGAGAGUGA
Messenger RNA from Telopea speciosissima, 731 nucleotides. RefSeq names its product putative disease resistance protein RGA3. Gene Ontology annotation, biological process: defense response to other organism. The record is from RefSeq and is a predicted model, not a curated record. The coding region runs from base 30 to 731 and encodes 233 amino acids. The transcript has a single exon. NCBI's taxonomy places the organism in Eukaryota, Viridiplantae, Streptophyta, Magnoliopsida, Proteales, Proteaceae. Gene Ontology annotation, molecular function: ADP binding.